CGCCUCCCAUGAAUAUGCCACUGAUGAGGAGGUGAAGAAACAACAGACGAGGCACUCGAGGAGACAUAGGGCCAGGUCAAUCUUACGGUGCGAUUCAUCUGGGCCUGCCGGGAGCGUCAGAACCGCAGCCCGCCGUGGGCACCAUCACCCUCCUCUCCUACGUUCCUACCCAGCCGUGAGAUCUCAGCCUCGGAGGAUUUGCAAGUCCGUAGUAACAAUGAUCGAGGCCAACACCAGCGAUUCCCAAGUCGUCCCCGUCGAGAUCCCUUCCACAGUUCCUCCACCGAGUCCGCACCACAGCAUCAGCAUCACCGUCCACGCGGCGACGCCGGAGCACACCAACCGGCGGCGUCCUUUGCUUGUAAUCUUCCACGAAGCCACACUGAGCGGCCGAUCCAGGAGGCCAGCCUCGCCGCCCCCCAUCUCCCUGUGUCCUCUCGGGAUGGCGAGAUGGUCGGGCACCCCGGUGGCCAAGCACCCUGGAGGCCCCACCAUACGCUGCAGCUUGUUGUGACGAACGUGCACGGGGAGGACGUCGUGGGGAGGUUCCUGGGUGCAACCGCCGCGGCAGCGAUGACCGCGGAGUACGAGCCUACGAGGCACGAGGUGACGAAGGCGCUCCUGGAGGCAGUCGCGGCUGUGUGGGCAGCGGAGGAAGAGACAAAUAAUCUCGUUAGCGGAAUCAAAAGUUAAUGCAGAACUGGCCGCAACAGGCAAAGAGGUAGAGGCCCGAAGAUGGAGAAUAUCACGCACGUGGAGGAGCUAGAGAAGCUUAUGCUGAGAGACAGUAAGAAGGCAACAUGGUACAUGCGGCUGGGAGAGAAAAAAAGAACAAUAUCGACUCCAAAUUAUCCAAGUCAGAUUUAUAUGAUCUAUUUGGCCUGGUUAGGAAACUGCAUAUAUGCCUUUGUCAAUGUGCAAUCGAACAGCCAUCGGGUGGUGAUGAGAGGACUACUGAAGCAGGGGAAGCACACUUCAGUUGGUUACCCAUGGUUUUUUCAGAAGAUGCAAAGCAUGCAGAAUGUGACCAGUCACACACUAGAGAGCAUCGAGAGCUUCCGUCAUUGGAUAAUGGCAUCAAAUAUGCGGUUCAAGUCCUUUCACAGUGCAGGUGAACUGGAGAAUUCUAUCAAAUAUAAGUGCCCUUUCAAGACUGGCAUUGUCCUUUCUUCAGUGUACGUAUGAUAUUACAUGAUUAAACAUGCCAAUUGUUUAACUUGAUUUAGUUGUCGAGAGAACUUAUUUUUUACAUUGUAAGAAACAUGUCCUGUUUUUCCCCAUUAUUUAAGUGUGUGCCAUAUUAUCUUUGUUCAUGAUUCUGACUUUACAUUUUCAAUAUUCUCGGGAUAUACCUUAUUAUGAUGAUGUUCAGUGUUGCUCCUCUGGUGCCAACACCUCUUUGGAUUGCUAGACGUUUAUAGCUAGUGUGACUACUUUUUUUGGUUCUUGGCUCGAGCUAUCACUAUAAUUGAAAUCUAUUCAUCUAAAUUUGUAUGGUCACCAAAAAACAACGACAGGUCUACACUUCUCAGCAGUUUGCAAUUUGUAUUAGAGUCUGUAUGCCUAAGCCAAUGGUUAGACAAUGUUGUUUUAGUUAGGAAAUGUAGAAAUCAUGGUCAUAACUUAUGUAGAUUGGACAGUCCCUUCGAGCUGCACUCUUCGAUCAUUAGUGGACAAUUUGACUAUAUGUUCCCUUAUAGAAAAUUGACUAUAUGUUUCAUGAAAAUGGUUAUUUUGGCCUUAUCAGAUUAAACUAGGCCUUGAUUUGAAAGUACAGUUCAGGCAGAUGUUGCUGGUUUAUUUAUCGUACCAACUAUCCUCUUUAGGCAGAGAUGUGGCCUUCCUCAUUUCUUAAGAUAUUUUUCCUUUGGUACCAAGAUUUUUCUUCCCAGGUUGUGGAAAAAUGGAUCUAGCAAUCCUUUACAAGUACAUAGUCGACCCGACCAAUCCUGGUUCUUGCAACGAGUCUAAACAAUGC
Triticum aestivum (bread wheat) is the source of this 1978-nucleotide messenger RNA. RefSeq lists its product as uncharacterized. The coding region runs from base 736 to 1185 and encodes 149 amino acids. The record is from RefSeq and is a predicted model, not a curated record. The transcript has 3 exons. NCBI's taxonomy places the organism in Eukaryota, Viridiplantae, Streptophyta, Magnoliopsida, Poales, Poaceae.